Molecule: messenger RNA, 1548 nt
Organism: Phalaenopsis equestris
Lineage: Eukaryota; Viridiplantae; Streptophyta; Magnoliopsida; Asparagales; Orchidaceae
Product: xyloglucan-specific galacturonosyltransferase 1-like
Exons: 2
Coding region: 1-1548 (515 amino acids)
Molecular function (GO): glycosyltransferase activity
Source: RefSeq, a predicted model, not a curated record
AUGGCCAUCACUCUCAUGCACCGGCGAUCAAACCUACACCGUCUUCCGACCAAAACCGCCGCCUUUCUUCCACCUCCGCCCCCAAAAACCGCCUCCUUUCUCUCCUUCUCCACCUCCUUCCUCCUCCUCAUCCUCCUCACCAUCUGCUCCCUCUCCGUCUUCCUCUCCACCUCCUUCCAAAUCUGCUUCUCUUCCCGCCAACUCGACUCGUACUGCAUCUCCGGCGGCUCCUUAUCUCAUUCCCUCCGCCACCUCCUCCCCCCUUCCAACCUCUCCUCCACCAAACGCAUCCCCGCCACCACUAACGAAAUCACCGAAGCCAUUAAAUUAGUCGAGCAAAAACUCCACACAAUUCGCACUUGGGCCGCUGCAUCCAACUCCACCAUUUCCUGCGACAAUAAAGGAAUUUUCGUCUACGAUUUGCCUUCCAAAUUCAACCAUGAUCUCACAGCCCAAUGCGAUAAGCUUCUUCCAUGGACCGAUCUCUGUGAAUUUUUAGUCAAUGAUGGUAUCGGUCGGCCCAUUCAAGCUCUCGGCCCGGCCUGGUACCGCACCCAUCAGUACUCCCUCGAGCCCAUCUUCCACUCUCGGGUUCUCAACCAUCGCUGUCGGGUCACCGACCCGGCCCAAGCCCGACUCUUCUACGUCCCCUUCUACGCCGGCCUCGACGUCCUCCGCUGGCACUUUGCCAACGCUUCCAUUUCAGAUAAAGACAGGCUUAGCAGCGAGCUCAUCCAAUGGCUCCAAACCAGGCCCGAAUGGGCCCGACGAAGCGGUAAAGAUCAUAUGUUUGUUCUCGGUAAAAUCUCAUGGGACUUUCGUCGGGUCGGCGAUGGGCCGUGGGGCAGCAAUUUCUUAUCUUUGCCCGAAAUGCAAUCUCCCUAUAAGUUUCUUAUAGAGCGGCAGCCAUGGGAAUUGAAUGAGAUCGGGAUUCCACACCCCACCCAUUUCCACCCGCAUUCCGACGACCAUAUUGCCACGUGGCAGGCUAAGGCGGCCUCCUCGAUUCGUGGAAAGCUGGUGAGUUUCGUGGGUGCGGCGCGGCCUGAGUCAACGGAAAGCAUAAGAUCGGUCCUCAUUAGGCAGUGCGGGGCGGCGCAGCCGGAAUGUUGGUUCCUUGACUGCGGCGGCGGCGGAUGCGGCGAUCCGGGAGAUGUGAUGGCGGCGUUUAUGGAAUCGGAGUUUUGCUUGCAGCCGCCCGGGGAUAGUCCAACGAGGAAGUCGGUUUUUGAUGGGCUGAUUGCGGGUUGCAUACCGGUUAUUUUCAACCCGUUUACCGCUUAUUACCAGUACCCGUGGCAUUUGCCGGAGGAUUACCGGAAGUAUUCGGUUUACGUGGAUGAGGAGGAGGUGAGGGAGGGGAAGGUGGAUGUGAUGGAGAGGCUGAGGAUGGUGGAGCCGGAUAAGAGGAAGGAGAUGAGGAGGUAUAUUAUAUACGAGCUUCUGCCUGGGUUGCUGUAUGGGGAUAAGGGAUCGCAGUUUCGGAGAUAUCGUGAUGCUUUUGGAAUUGUUAUGGAUAGUAUGUUACAAAGAUUAAAUAGAAGUUGA